Molecule: messenger RNA, 1372 nt
Organism: Carassius carassius (crucian carp)
Lineage: Eukaryota; Metazoa; Chordata; Actinopteri; Cypriniformes; Cyprinidae
Product: dexamethasone-induced Ras-related protein 1-like
Exons: 2
Coding region: 91-888 (265 amino acids)
Molecular function (GO): GTP binding; GTPase activity
Source: RefSeq, a predicted model, not a curated record
CCUCGCCGCUCAACGCUUCAGACAGCCUCAGCGCGCUCACAAACAACCAGCCGUUCUCCAUCACCCGCUCUCUCACACACACAGAGAAACAUGAUUAAGAAAAUGAGUCCCUCGGAGAACGAGUUUGACAUCCCGGCGAAGAACUGCUACAGGAUGGUCAUUCUCGGAUCCACCAAAGUCGGCAAGACGGCGAUAGUGUCCCGCUUCCUGAACGCGCGCUUCGAGGAGCAGUACACGCCGACCAUAGAGGACUUCCACAGGAAACUCUACAGCAUUAAAGGAGAUGUAUACCAGCUUGACAUUCUGGAUACUUCAGGGAACCAUCCGUUCCCAGCCAUGAGGAGACUAUCUAUUCUCACAGGUGAUGUUUUCAUCCUGGUGUUCAGUCUGGACAACCGCGAGUCGUUCUGUGAGGUCCAGCGACUCAAGCAGCAGAUCUACGAGACCAAGUCCUGCCUCAAAAACAAGACCAAAGAGAACGUGGACGUGCCCCUGGUCAUCUGCGGGAACAAGGGCGACCGCGAGUUCUACCGCGAGGUCCAGCGCGAGGAGAUCGAGCAGCUGAUCGCCGGGGACGAGCAGUGCGCGUACUUCGAGAUCUCCGCCAAGAAGAACACUAACGUGGACCAGAUGUUCCAGAGACUUUUUGCUCUCGCCAAGCUGCCUAACGAGAUGAGCCCGGACCUCCACCGCAAGGUGUCCGUGCAGUACUGCGACAUCCUGCACAAGAAGUCCCUGAGAAACAAGAAGAUCAAGGACGGCGACGCGUACGGCAUCAUAGCGCCCUUUGCGCGCCGCCCGAGCGUGCACAGUGACUUGAUGUACAUCAAAGAGAAGGCGAUAGGAGGCAGCCAGGCGAAGGACAAAGAGAGAUGCGUUAUCAGCUAAACCCCGAGCCGCCUCCAGCGCUGCUGCGGUCAUUACUACGGGAUGCAGCCGUGUCGCUGCAGUCUCUCGGAGGGAGUUGUGCCUUUGCGGUGACUCCGGAUAAACCGCGUUCGCACCGGCGGUAGAAGUCAUCGGCUCGAGCGUGGGAGCGCAUGCAUGUUAUGCUCGCGAGAUCUCUUGUACAGAAUAGCGACUCUGUUCUGUUCAGUCCGAGCGCUCUGUGAUGUGGCUUAUCGACUCAAUGCUUCAAAAAUGUGCUUUCUUAGAACAUUUGCCUUGUCGAGUGAGUGAACGGGGAGUUGAGUUGCAAUGUCAGCUGCUUACAAUGUUCUGGUUAAAUUCGACCACGGUGGUGAAAUCAACUUGUGAAUGUUUUAUUGCGAUUUGAACAAUUUUUUUUUUUUUACUGUCAUUGAAUGUAUAUUUAUUCUUCUAUGCCGAUAUUGAAUUUGACACAAACAGAAAUAAAAUCAUUUCUCAAGAA